Molecule: messenger RNA, 1306 nt
Organism: Centruroides sculpturatus (bark scorpion)
Lineage: Eukaryota; Metazoa; Arthropoda; Arachnida; Scorpiones; Buthidae
Product: protein prickle-like
Exons: 3
Coding region: 77-1306 (409 amino acids)
Source: RefSeq, a predicted model, not a curated record
CCGUUGGAGUGGUUGGAGGGUACUCGUUGUCGGUGAUCGGUGACUCCCCUCUUGUAUAAUUCGAUAGGAGAUUCCGAUGCUACAAAUAACACUAACUUGGUUAUUGUUUCAGUGUAGGGAGAGUUGCGCACCCGGUGACAUUGGAGUGUUCGCCUCUAGAUCGGGACCGAAUACUUUUUGGCACCCGGCAUGCUUCGUUUGUUGCGUGUGUGGAGAGUUACUCGUCGAUCUCAUAUAUUUCUACAAAAAUGGAAAAUUGUAUUGCGGCCGACACCACGCCGAAAGUCUAAAACCCAGAUGUGCAGCGUGCGACGAGAUCAUUUUUGCCGACGAAUGCACCGAAGCGGAAGGAAGAGCGUGGCACAUGAAGCACUUCUGUUGUUUCGAGUGCGAUCGACAGUUAGGGGGACAGAGAUACAUUAUGAAAGAAGGUCGUCCCUACUGUCUGCAUUGCUUCGAUGCCAUGUUCGCCGAAUAUUGUGACACGUGCGGAGAACCGAUCGGUGUCGAUCAGGGACAGAUGACCCACGAAGGACAACACUGGCACGCGACCGAAUCCUGUUUUCGAUGUCAUUCGUGUCACGUGUCUCUAUUAGGAUGUCCCUUCCUGCCUCGACGAGGUCUCAUCUAUUGUUCUCUACAGUGUAGUAAAGGAGAACAGAAGAAUGCGUGUAAACAAAAUUCGGCCAUUCAGACGACAGAAACGCCGAGUCCCCUAUCGAGUCACAGAACUACUCCUUCUCUCCCUCAUCCCGACUGUAUAUCGGAUAGAUCGCGCGAUUCUACAGCAGGAGAAACGACCGUCUUGAUGUCUGGACGUAGUCGUGAUCCAAUCGCAUUUUCUGAUCUAACUCUAGAUACUCUGAUUGCCAAUUCUCAAGUAUUCGUGGAAGUUGUGCAAGAGAUACAACAUCGUCAACAGAAACUCCAACAUCGAAUGUCCGGUGCCCACUUUUCCAUGCCAGAUCUGACUCGUGACGCUUCGACCAACGGCACCCCACCACCCACGCCGCCCUCGUCACGUGGUGGAAGCGAAUUAUUACCACCUACUUCAUCCGAGGCGUACAGACAUCCGAACGCAAACGGUGCUAGAUCGCGCCAUACCAGUUGCAGAGCAGAACAUAGCGAUACCACUUCGAGUACGCCGAGCGAUGGUACCCUUCCGCUAGAUUCUAGCCCGAAUAACUGUGUACAGAAGAACCAAAGUAUCCAACAGGGGUUACCACGAUCUCGUAGUUACGGCGGACAACCGACCAUACCCGANAGCAAGUUCUUGGACAGUGAAAUAUUUAGCUGCUUACAAUAG